Messenger RNA from Esox lucius (northern pike), 1527 nucleotides. It is a transcript of the gene tac1, whose product is annotated as tachykinin precursor 1. Gene Ontology annotation, biological process: tachykinin receptor signaling pathway. The record is from RefSeq and is a predicted model, not a curated record. Bases 414 to 755 code for a protein of 113 amino acids. The transcript has 5 exons. Lineage: Eukaryota; Metazoa; Chordata; Actinopteri; Esociformes; Esocidae.
ACUCCAACGGAUGUUAGUCAUCACACAGCUCGGAGGACGUACCUGUCACGCAUUUGCUUAAUUGAUUUAAAGCGAAUUAAGACAGCUGUCACCCUCUCAUCCCUUGCUAUAUAACCAAGUGCAGAACAACUGAGUGUUCAAGAAGACGCGACAGGACCAAAGUGAGACAGAGCGCGCGGAGUGGAGCAGAGAAAAAGGUUGUAACGAAGGAAGGAACAUAUUUUUGCGCACGCUUAGGGUGCUUUCUGGAGAGGAAAGGAUACCAAUUUCCAUACGAGUAAAGCUGUCAAAAGGCAAUAGUGAGGGGAUAAAACCAUUUAAAAAAUCUGUUGAAUAUAUGUUUUUUUACUUUUGAAAAUCGAAGGAAGAAGACUUUUAGGGCUAAAUAGUUGCGCGCAACAGAUUGCUGCAUCAUGAAAUUACUUCUACCGAUUGUGAUAGCUUUUCUUGCUAUUGCCCAAGUUUUUUGUGAAGAAAUUGGUCCAAAAGAAGAUCUUGAUUAUUGGACGAACAAUGAAAUAACGGACGAGUGGCUGUCAUCUGACCCGUUCAGAGAGAUACUGCGGAGAAUGACGCGGAAACCGCGACCACAUCAGUUCUUCGGCCUGAUGGGGAAACGCUCUUCUGCAAAUGCCCAGAUAACCCGGAAAAGGCAUAAAAUUAACUCUUUUGUUGGACUGAUGGGCAAGAGGAGCCGGGACGAACCUGAUUCACAUGAGUGGAGAGCACUACAAAACUACGACAAGCGCCGUUAACUGGUUGGUCUGUCCUCAGUCUCCUGCUAUUGGUCCGCUUCUCAUCCAGGCAUUCCGUACGAAGAUUGGAAGUGGUGUCUGAGCCAAGUUUUAUUUUAUCCAAAAUAUAUUUAUUAUUGGUCAAACUUAUUGUACGUCUAUCGUAAUAAAAUGUCUGUUUUCACAUUGUGGUGAUGUACAUGUACUGUACCUGACUGCCAAUUAUAUAUGGAAGAGGGGAUGAAAUGAUUAUUCAAGAGAAUGAUCUGUAUAAGAUUGCAAUGUUCCCAGGUUUUUCAGAAAUCCCAGUCAAAUAUUGGAAUCAGAAGGAAAAUCAUAAGCAGGAUAUAUCCGGAAUCCUCUAAUCAAGCCUUUUGGAAAACUUGGAAAUUUUGGGUGAAUCUGAGGAAUUUUGCAACCUUAGAUCUGAUACCCAAAUGUAUUUAAAAAACAUUGUUCUGUCACAGUAUUAUUACCAUCACCAUAUCAUAUGUUUCAGAAAUACUGUUGUCAUGGACCAUUAAUGCAAAGCUCUACCCCAGGGUAUGUAGAAAAUUGCACUGCCAAUCCCACUGUCUAGUGCCUCAUAACUGUUUAAAUCACAACUGAUUGUGCUGUAAAUAAAUCACACACACAUGCACACACACUGAUACAAAAGACAUGCUGGUCUAUCAGAGCGUGCUCUCAUUUCAAGUGACUGUAAAUUCAACUGUCAUGUUGAUGAAACCGUAUGGUAAAACAUGACAGGAUACGUGUGUGAUUGUGGCUUGGUAUAUUAAAACUAUUUUCUUUA